Molecule: messenger RNA, 3826 nt
Organism: Rhincodon typus (whale shark)
Lineage: Eukaryota; Metazoa; Chordata; Chondrichthyes; Orectolobiformes; Rhincodontidae
Product: rho GTPase-activating protein 22-like
Exons: 9
Coding region: 7-2091 (694 amino acids)
Biological process (GO): signal transduction; activation of GTPase activity
Cellular component (GO): focal adhesion
Molecular function (GO): GTPase activator activity
Source: RefSeq, a predicted model, not a curated record
AAAAGCAUGGUGAUGGGAGAGCACAGUCGAGUUUCCAGCAGGCCAUCCUCGCCCAGUCUACAGGAUAAAGCAUUAAAAUCAGGAUGGUUAAAGAAACAGAGAAGCAUCAUGAAGAACUGGCAGCAGCGAUGGUUUGUCCUCAGGGGAGAACAGCUCUACUAUUACAAAGAUGAGGAAGAGAAUAAACCUCAGGGUUUGAUCCACCUGCAAGGGAGUCAAGUGAAUGAAUUCACAGCCAACCCUGAGGAACCUGGCAAACACCUGUUUGAAAUUGUCCCAGGGGGUGCUGGGGAUCGGGACCGGGAUCGGAUGGCUGUCAAUCAUGAAGCAUUCCUUCUUAUGGCAAAUUCUCAGAAUGACAUGGAAGAUUGGGUGAAAGCCAUUAGGCGAGUGAUAUGGGCUCCAUUUGGUGGAGGUAUAUUUGGACAGCGUUUGGAAGAUACGGUCCAAUACGAGCGGAAGUUUGGAAAGCGGCUUGCUCCCUUAUUAGUCGAACAGUGUGUGGACUUUAUCAGAGAGCAUGGCCUCACUGAAGAGGGCUUAUUCCGCAUGCCCGGGCAAGCCAACCUGGUCAAAGAACUCCAGGAUUCUUUUGAUUGUGGAGAAAAACCUCUAUUUGACAGGAACACUGAUGUCCACACGGUUGCAUCCUUGCUGAAGCUGUACCUGAGAGAGUUACCUGAGCCAGUGAUUCCAUUUGCCAAGUAUGAAGACUUCCUGUCAUGUGCACAACUGUUGGCUAAGGAUCAAGAAGAGGGUGUCCAGGAACUGAUCAAGCAGGUCACUAAUCUGCCUCAGGCCAAUUACAAUCUCCUGAAAUAUAUCUGCAGGUUCCUUGAUGAAGUUCAGUCAUAUUCAAGUGUUAACAAAAUGAGUGUCCAAAACCUCGCAACUGUCUUUGGGCCAAAUAUUUUGCGUCCAAAACUGGAAGACCCUGUAACUAUUAUGGAAGGUACGUCUCUGGUGCAGCAUCUAAUGACUGUGUUGAUCAGCGAACAUGACAGACUUUUCCCCGUUAGCCGCAGUGACCCACUGACCCCUCAGCUUGAAGUGACGUCGGUGGGUAAACGCUGUCUGGUGGAGUGGGUGUCCGAAGAGGAGUGUGGAGAGACAAGGACUGACAAUAACCAAGUGGGCAGCUUCUGCAACAGCGCAACCUCACUGGACGUGAACAUCAGCACUCCUGUGACUGUGUCCAAAAACGCAACUCAGGAACAAACCGACAAACAGGUUCCUACAAGCACCAGCCCAAGCAGAAGACUUCAGACCCUCCCUGGGUGGAAAUAUUCAUUUAAACAGACUGGGGGACGGUCCAGCAAUACUAAACUAAGUGGUUCGACUUUAGAUAUUCCUCACUUAACAGCCAGCGGGAAUUGGCUCAUGAAUGGAUUAUCGUCACUCCGAGGACACAGAAGGACUUCCUCCGGGGACAGAGUCAAAGAAACAGUGUCAUCCCGCCUGUCGACAUACGACAAUGUCCCAUCCUCAAGCCUUUCCUUGAGUGUCGGGGACAGGCAGAGCAUUGCUAGUACCGCAUGGUCAACGUCAUCCUGUGAGAUUUCAGUAGUUGAUUCCAGUAGCUCCGCAGUUUGCCGUGAGAGUGAUUCUUCGGUGCUCAACUGCACGAAGGCAGACUGGCCUGUGCAGGUGACCCAGCCAAGGGACGAAAUGCAGAAGGUGGAGACUGACAAUAGGAUCGAGCAGUUUGAUGUGUGCAUCAGCAGCAUGAGCUGCAGCGAGAACAGUGACUUGGUUACUGCAUCAAAUGACUCUGUCACGUGUUCGAAAGCACUUCAAAGUCUGAUCACAGAGCUCAAGUCAGAACUGACCAAACAAAGGGCAGAGUACGAAACCAGGAUUAAAAGGCUUGAAGGGUCUAGCACAGAGCUGCGAUUACAAGUAAACAGACUGGAAGAGGAGUUGGACCAAGGGAAGAAGAAAUACACCAUGCUUGAAAUAAAGAUGCGAAAUGCAGAGCGGGCACGCGAAGAUGCAGAGAAGAGAAACCUGCUUCUGCAGAAGGAGAUGGAGGAUUUCUUUGCCACGCUAGGAGACUUGACACUGGAAGCCAAGAAAACCAAACCCAAAUAGCAAAAUGUUGCAUUUCUCUUCUUAACACUGCAACAUGCAAGACCAUGAAGACACUGUUUACACACUUCAUUGACAUUUUAUAAGGAACGUAUGAAUUUAUUUUUAAUGUUAUGGAUUAAUGCAUUGUGAGUAUUAAUAGAUAAUUCCAUUUUGUACUACCUUGUUUUUCUUUAUGUUGGAAAGGCUUGUAGCUCCCACAGAUUGUUUACAUAUUCACUUCCUCAACAGCAUCUUUGGUGAUCGCUUUGUCUUCUGGAUUGAGAGUGUGCCACCCUUUCCUGAGAAAGAGUGGUGUAAUCUGAUUGGGGAGGCCUACUCCCUUGGUCCAACAGGCCUGGCAGGAGUUGCGUUUGUGUGCUCUCAUAUUUUGGGUGGACUCGAAAUAACGUCUCAAAUGAUAUUUGCACAAACAAUCAGACUGGACAGGGCUGAAUACAAGGCCAAGUCGGUCAGUCCUUCACGGUUUUUAGGGCCCACAGUAUCAAGUUUAUAUCUAAAUCGAGCAACUUGUUACUUUUAAAAAGUACCAGUUUAAGACAGACUGGACCAAUAGUAAACCUGAAUUAUAUUACCUGUUCCAUAAUGUCAAAACCCUUCAAUGGAUGUGCGGAAAUUACGAAUUUAUCAUUACUGCCACUUGAAUGCCAAGUUGACGUGGCAGUUAGUUCUCUGUUGGCCAUAAAAGAUUAGAAAUUAAUCUGAAAAGUACUUAAGUCUGGCAAAUUGUACUGGAACUUUAAGUGUAUUCUGCACUAGGUAUGUUGUGUAAGUCUGCCUCCUAGAGGCACAAACUCUCACAUAAAUUCACCAAAUUUGAUUUGUGUGCAAUGUUAUCUGAAAGUGUUUGAGAGUGAGAAGCUGAUGUCACUUGGCCUUGAGAGAAACUGAUGAGAAGUUGAGAUUGAGCCCAAUCUGUAGAGGCAGGAAUUGAGAGAGGAAGGAAGUGAUUAGGAGACAGGUUGACUGGGCUAAGAAUUGAAACGAAGGACUAUCUCAGUCAGUCAGUCAUGAGAAAGCCUUUGUGAAAUGAUGCACGAAUUCAGCAUCAUAAAACCUGUCCUGCUAUGGGGCUCUUGGCUUGGAGGUAGUGAUGCUACCACUGUGCCACAAAGGACUGGGUUCAAGUCCUACCUGCUGCAGAGGCAGGUCAUAACACAUCUGAACAGAUUGAUUAAAAAUAUCUAAAAUUGCCACUCUUUGUUUUCUUGUCUCAUUUGUUCACGCUAAGAACAAUUGUGCUGGAUUUCUGGCCCCUAAAAGCUGCAGGAAUAUCACUGCAAUUUACAUCUCACCAGAGCAAUUCCAGUUUAUCCAGUCGACAAUAAAUAAAUAAAUAGAUUGUGUCUUCAAGCCGUGUAGAAAUUUGAAAUAAAAGUGAUAGGGAUUUUGAAGCGAAACAAAACAAAAAAAAAAUCAGCUUAAUAUUCCUCACUGCUGAGCACAAACUCCUGAUUGCAUGUACUGCAAACCAAAAGUAAAUAUUAAUCUUUUAAAAUUAAGGCAAUGUUUGUAACGUUCUCCCAUCUCCUUUCACAGCCACUGACCUAGCCAGGUCAAAGGUGACAACAUGCAUGCAGGAUAUUAUAAUGAGGUAGAAAACUCAGGAGAUAAAUGCCCAGUGUAAUGAUUUUCUCAUUUCUGUCUUCUGUUCUACUUAGUUAAUCUUGGGGAGGCACGGUGGCUCAGUGGUUAGCACUGCUGCCUCACAGCACCAGGGACCCGGGUUUGAUUCCUC